GAGAGAGAGAGAGAGAGAGAGAGAGAGAGAGAGAGAGAGAGAGGAUGGCAGCAUACGUCUAUAUUUCCUCAGAAGACAAACAAAACAUCUCCAACUAUUGAAGCAGGUGAAUUGCAUUGGAAAAGUUGACAACUGAGUCCUAGAUCGUGUUCCUGUGUGACAAGCUCUUCCCAAGACUUGAGACUGGAGGUCAGAGAGCUUGUGCCCUGGCCUUCUCCCCCAGGGUCCUUCCAACAAGGUGGGAAGGGGGGUCAGCCGAAGCGAUCACAUGGAGGACAGGCUUCUCUCGCCCCUCUUGCUGGCCAUAUUGUUUUUGGCAACAUGUGCGAGCGAUGAUGACCACUCACUGCACACACAUCAGGUCAGUACGGCUCAGUGUGGCGAAUACAGCAACCAGGUCCUGGAGGACGGCAUGUGCCGAAUCAUGGCCACAUUGCCCCAAAUGGACGACCAGCGCUGCCCGGACAUGUUCCGCUGUACGGAUGAGGUUUCAUACUGGCUUCAUGAGAAUGAGGAACGCAAACAGCAGAUUCUAGCCCUGCGGGAGACAGUGUCCGAACUUCAGGAGGAGCUUCGCAACCACCGUCAUCGAGUCAAAGUGUUAGAACUACAAAGUGAAGAGAAGAACCGCAAUAGUUCAUCUAUUGAGCAGCGCUUGCAUGAGCUGGAAGAUCAUUACGCCGAGGCCACGACCCUGUUGCACAUCCAGGGCUCCUUGAUCUACGACCUCCAGGCCCAGAUCCAAAACCUUUCCCUGCUGGUGGAAAAAGUCCGACGUAACCCUGGCUGCAUGAUCAACAUAGUCCGCACCAGCCCUCUGCUCAGCGCUCAGGAAGCCCUGCAUCCCGAGGUGCAGCAUGUCAGGAACUGCCCCAUCGACUGCGCUUCCAUCUACUAUAAUGGAGUGCGUCGUUCUGGGAUCUACACUGUUGUGCCCUCACUGGGGGCCAUGCCUGUGGAAGUCUACUGUGAUAUGGACACAGAGAGUGGCGGUUGGACUGUGAUCCAGCGUAGGCAAGAUGGCUCCGUGAACUUUGACCGCAGCUGGAAGGAGUAUAAGGAAGGCUUUGGAGACCUGCACACCGAAUACUGGCUGGGAAAUGAGCACAUACAUGACCUGACCAGCCAGGGAGACUAUAUGCUCCGUAUCGACCUGGAGGACUGGAGCGGGAAACACAAGCACGCUGUUUAUCAGAAAUUUAGUGUGGAGGACGAGGCCACUCAGUACCGUGUGCAUGUGACGGGCUUCAGCGGGACAGUGGAGGACUCCUUCAGCUGGUACCAUGACAAGCAGGCCUUCAGCACACCCGACACGGGCAACAUCUGUGCCGAGAUCUCCCACUCCGGCUGGUGGUAUAACCAGUGUUUCUACGCAAACCUCAAUGGCAUCUACUACAAGGGCGGCCGCUACUCUCCGAAGGGGAAGAACCCUCUUGGUCCGGACGGUAUCGUUUGGUACACCUGGAAAGAUUCUGAUUAUUACUCUCUGAGGAAGGUCAGCAUGAUGAUCCGACCCAAAACCUUCCGACAGCAUCUGUCACCCUGAAUCAGGCCCGACCAAUGAGCUUGGCCUCAUGAUGUCAACCAGCCAAUCACAGUUUUCAGAGCCACAGCGAUGUAGGGAUGCAUGGAUUCUUUCAUGGUUAUACAGUAAAAAAAA
Molecule: messenger RNA, 1660 nt
Organism: Rhinichthys klamathensis goyatoka
Lineage: Eukaryota; Metazoa; Chordata; Actinopteri; Cypriniformes; Leuciscidae
Product: angiopoietin-related protein 7
Exons: 7
Coding region: 269-1546 (425 amino acids)
Source: RefSeq, a predicted model, not a curated record